UGUUGCUCACACGGGUUCACAGAGUUUCGUAACUGUGCUGUUGGCUCUAGUACUUGUUUGCUGUUGCUGCGGCCGCCGCCAUCUUGGUCCACCACGAGGAGACCACAGUGGGGCCCCCGUCAAGAAGGAGGAGACCACGGUGGGGGCCCCCGUCAAGGAGGAGGAGACCACAGUGGGCCCCCCGUCAAGGAGGAGGAGACCACGGUGGGGCCCCCCGUCAAGGAGGAGACCACGGUGGGGCCCCCCGUCAAGGAGGAGACCACGGUGGGGCCCCCCGUCAAGAGGAGGAGACCACAGUGGGGCCCCCGUCAAGAGGAGGAGACCACAGUGGGCCCCCAUCAAGGAGGAGAGGAGACCACAGUGGGCCCCCGUCAAGAGGAGGAGACCACAGUCGGCCCCCGUCAAGAGGAGGAGACCACAGUGGGCCCCCGUCAAGAGGAGGAGACCACAAUGGGCCCCCAUCAAGGAGGAGAGGAGACCACAGUGGGCCCCCGUCAAGAGGAGGAGACCACAGUGGGCCCCAUCAAGGAGGAGAGGAGACCACAGUGGGCCCCCGUCAAGAGGAGACCACAGUGGGCCCCCGUCAAGGAGACCACAGUGGGCCCCCAUCAAGGAGGAGAGGAGACCACAGUGGGACCGCCGUCAAGAGGAGGAGACCACAGUGGGCCCCGUCAAGAGGAGGACCACAGUGGGCCCCCAUCAAGGAGAGGAGACCACAGUGGGCCCCCGUCAAGAGGAGACCACAGUGGGCCCCCGUCAAGAGGAGACCACAGUGGGCCCCCGUCAAGAGGAGACCACAGUGGGCCCCCGUCAAGAGGAGACCACAGUGGGCCCCCGUCAAGAGGAGACCACAGUGGGCCCCCGUCAAGAGGAGACCACAGUGGGCCCCCGUCAAGAGGAGACCACAGUGGGCCCCCGUCAAGAGGAGACCACAGUGGGCCCCCGUCAAGGAGACCACAGUGGGCCCCCGUCAAGAGGAGACCACAUGCCUAUGGGCAUAGAGGACUAAACCUUAGGUCCUGCCGCCACCUGCAACCAGUCCAGGUUACGAGGGCAGGCAGCAUCGAGCGACGUCCUGCCUCUCCUGAGCGGUGCUGCAGGCUGGAGGCUGCCAGAGUAUUGAUUCCCGACACUGCAUCGCCGAUACGCGACGCUGCAUCGCCGAUACCCGACGCUGCAUCGCCGAUACCCGACGCUGCAUCGCCGAUACCCGACGCUGCAUCGCCGAUACCCGACGCUGCAUCGCCGAUACCCGACGCUGCAUCGCCGACACAGAUUUGA
This is a messenger RNA of Procambarus clarkii (red swamp crayfish), 1281 nucleotides long. Lineage: Eukaryota; Metazoa; Arthropoda; Malacostraca; Decapoda; Cambaridae. The record is from RefSeq and is a predicted model, not a curated record.